AUGUUUGCGCAGGACUACCGAUAUGAUGAGCAUUUUCGGUCGUCGAAGGUCUUCGGCGAAAUACAACAACCUCAUUUGCAUUCGCUCCCCAGCCAAUCCGACUGCAUCAAACAAGCUGGUGGCGGCGGGGUGUCGAAAGAUUUAAUAUAUCGACACAAAAAGGCUUUAUUGGCUGUGAAGAGAGUAUCAGAGAGUCUCCCUGGUGAUGAAGAGAAACCCUCCCAAGAGGCCACAGUUAUAAGCAAUGUCAUUCUUCGAUGUCCUGAUAACAGUAUCGGCAUCGGGCAAUGUGACUGGGGUGAGGAUCAAAUCCCGAUCUUUAUUACCUUCUACGCCGAACAAGGAACCGUCAAAGACUUCCUUCAGAGGAACCACACAGUAUUCUUAACACAAAAACGCAACUUUGCCAUCGACAUUGCCUCCGGAUUGCACACCCUUCAUGCUUCGGAUAUAGCACACGGCGACAUCAAUCUUAGCAACACCCUCGUCUUCCCUCAUCCGAGCAACGAUGGAUCUUGGAUGGCAAAAGUCUCGAACUUCACCUGCUCCAUAUUCGGGCUCUCAUCAAAACACGAGACCUUAUACUCAGGGGCGUCCCUCUACAAUGCGCCCGAAGUCCGCGAUCGACACUCGUAUAUCCCCUCCAACCAAGUGAUUCAAUGCGAAGCGUUUUCUUACGGGCUUUUGGUCUGGGAGAUUAUCAAGGACGGGGAGAGUUACUUCGACCCAUCCUGGAUUGAAGAAGGCCCUGAAGAUGAGGGUGCAUCACGCCGGGUAGACUAUCUUCAAAAUCUACCUGUCGAUGGCUUACUCUUUCAUGCAUCGAGGUUCCUAACUCUGAGAUACAGACUCUCGAACAGCCUGGAUGUCCAUCUCUUCUAUCAUGUCUUGGAAUUGACACUUAGGGAUAUCGCAAGCUGCCGCAAAGACCUUGCUACUAUUGCAUUAGCACUUGACUAUUGUGACAGGUAA
Fusarium sp. VM40 is the source of this 972-nucleotide messenger RNA. The record is from the annotation of a GenBank genome assembly. Lineage: Eukaryota; Fungi; Ascomycota; Sordariomycetes; Hypocreales; Nectriaceae.